Molecule: messenger RNA, 2362 nt
Organism: Egretta garzetta (little egret)
Lineage: Eukaryota; Metazoa; Chordata; Aves; Pelecaniformes; Ardeidae
Gene: B4GALT4
Product: beta-1,4-galactosyltransferase 4
Exons: 9
Coding region: 771-1829 (352 amino acids)
Biological process (GO): carbohydrate metabolic process
Molecular function (GO): glycosyltransferase activity
Source: RefSeq, a predicted model, not a curated record
ACUGGUGCCUCGUACUCUGAGCGCCUGGUACGCAGGAGGGAACUUUGGCUCCCUUGUCUGCGGCUCCUGGCUUCGAGGGCCUCCCCCGCCUCUGCGGGCAGCCCCUCACGCACAUCAAAGGCAGGACUCGGCCGUGUGAUCCUGCAAAUGCAUCAGCCGGUGUUCUUUUGGAGGAGCAAGAAGAGUGAGCAGAGGGCUUGAGAGGAGGUUUGCACAGGUUCAUGGGAGCCCUUGUUUGAUGAAAAUGCCCCGGGUGGGCUAGUGAUGGUGGAAAUGUGUUUGUAGGUCUUGAGGGAAAGCAGAAGUGGGACUACUAGCAGGAGUAUUUGAGAAGAGGAGAUAUCUAGCCUGUAGAGGGGACCACGCUGGAGCAGAUAUCCACCCUGCAGCCUGUGGAGGACCCCAUGAUGCAGCAAGUGGGCAUGGCCUCAGUCCUGUGCAUUCACUGUGGAGCAAGUUGUUCAGCUCUUUGAUUGUAAACCAAAGCACGUUGGAACACAGGAAUAGCACUGAGUCAUCUGGGGUAACACUGGGUGGAAGAACAGUGGUGUUAGGGACAGGUUGUAAUAUUUUAUGACAUUUGAAGAGCAAACAGCACCAGGGCUUCAUGAAUUGCAAAACCACAGGAAGCGUGGCAGCCCCCCCUACCUCCAGCUUCCGUUCCUUACUGUGACAUUCUUCUCAGGAUCUUUGGUUUCAUCCCCUCUGGGUGCGCAGUGGCCUGCCUCAGCAUCAGAGCAGAGGAAGCAAUUUGUGGAUCAGGGAGAGCCAUGGCCUUGAGCUUGUAUGUCUUUCACCUCUUCUAUAAGUUCAAAGUGUUGGUGCUUGUCACUUUGUGUCUGAUGGUGCUAUGGGCCACAUUCAGUUACUUUGUGGACUCCAGACAGGAAAUUUCUAAAGCUAAGAGCAUGGUGGAAAAUUUCAGAAAGGUAAUUAGCCUGGAGGACGGUCAAAAGGAAGAGAAGAUGGAAUCAAUUGCAAAAGUUCCCACAGUGAAGUCAUUUCAGGGUCACUGCCCAGCUCUGUCUCCAUACCUGCGAGGUGCCAGCAAACUCUCCUUCAAAGCAUCUCUCACACUUGAAGAAGUUCAAAAGGAGAACCCUCAGGUAGCCAAGGGCCGGUAUCACCCUACAGAGUGCUCAGCAUUGCAGCAUGUGGCCAUCCUCAUCCCACACCGCAAUCGAGAGAAGCAUCUGCUGUACCUCCUGGAGCACCUCCACCCCUUCCUACAGAGGCAGCAGCUGGACUAUGGCAUCUAUGUUAUCCACCAGGCUGGCAGCACCAAAUUUAAUCGAGCUAAACUGCUGAAUGUAGGAUACCUAGAGGCCCUAAAAGAAGCAAACUGGGACUGUUUCAUUUUCCAUGAUGUGGAUCUGGUGCCAGAAAAUGACUUUAACAUUUACAUGUGUGACAGACAACCAAAGCACCUUGUAGUUGGCAGGAACAAUACUGGAUACAGGUUACGGUACCAGGGAUAUUUUGGAGGAGUAACUGCCCUAACAAGAGAUCAGUUUUCCAAGGUGAAUGGAUUCUCUAACAACUACUGGGGUUGGGGUGGAGAAGAUGACGACCUUCGAAUCAGGGUUGAGAUGCAGAAGAUGAGAGUGGUGAGGCCGUCUGCUGAUGUAGCCAGGUACACAAUGAUCUUCCACAAACGAGACCAGGGUAAUGAGGAGAAUAGAGAGAGGAUGAAGCUUCUACGUCAGGUAUCUAGAACGUGGAAAACAGAUGGGCUGAACUCUUGUUCAUAUAAACUGCUCUCGGUGGAACAUAACCCUUUAUACAUCAACAUCACAGUGGAUUUUGGCACAGAGCCGAAGAUCUCCUAAGGGUGAACACCACACAGGUUAUAGGAAAUGGCAACAGAUUGAUUUGUGGUCGCUGUUACAACAGAUGUCUCCUGCCACUCUGCUUGAAAGAGUUUUUCUUCACAGUGUCUAAUUGAUUGGUUGAAAAUUUCCUUUUGUGAGGAUUGGAGCUAGGGACUGACCAGGGGACAGGUCAUCCUGUUCUGUGUGCUUCCUGCUGGGACAUCGUGCAAAAGUGUCCUUGCUUGGGCUGGUCCGGUGGAAGGACUUGAACCAAGUCUCCUGAAAAAAAUUCUGUUCUUGCAAAUAUUCUUAAACUUCUUAUUUGUUGUAGGGGGAAGGCAGCCUAGCACUGCCAACACUGCUAUAACUUCAAGAGGAACAGGCCAGUCUUUUCUUAUUAAAAGCACAAAAAUUCUUCACCAACUACACCCUUGCCAAGAAAAGCCAAUUUUUUCCAGCCUGAGGAAAAACUGCUUGUGUGUGAGGGAAGGGCAAUAAUGGCAAUUGGUGAGGAGAUGUUAAAAAAUCUCUCAAUAAAUACAUUCCAUUGA